AUGGCGCCGUCAGUUCUUGUGACGCUGCUCUCUAGCCUUGUGCUAUCAACUCUGACUCAAGCAACACCUUCGUCCACCACUGAUUCUCACCCUCUCGAUUCCCGCGCUGGCUUCCUUCACCCGGGCCUUCUUCACACCGAAGCAGACUUCACCCGUAUCAAAUCCAAGGUCAACGCAAAGACGAAUCCAUGGUAUGCUGGGUGGAACAAGUUGGUGGCUCAUGCCAACUCCGGCUACGUCCCUAGCCCCAAGCCCACAGUCUAUCGUGGCACCGGUUCCCCUGAGAACUAUGCCAGCUUGUAUCGCGAUGCGGCCUCUGCGUACGCCAACGCCAUUUACUGGAAAGUUACCGGCGACACGGCGUAUGCCACAGCUGCAGCGACUACACUGGACGCUUGGAGCAGCACUCUCACCUUGAUCGACGGCUCCUCUGACAAGUUCCUCGCCAGUGGCAUCUAUGGGUACCAACUGGCCAAUGCGGCCGAGAUCCUGCGUGGCUAUUCGAGCUGGACCGGACUUGCUGCCAUGCAGUCUAUGCUCAACAAGGUCUUCUAUCCCAUGAAUCAUGAUUUCAUCAUCAAUCAUAACGGGGCCAAGAUCGAUCACUAUUGGGCCAACUGGGAUCUAGCAAAUCUUUGCACCAUGUAUGCGGUUGGUGUCUUGUCUGACAAUGCUACAAUGGCAAACGAAGCUGUCAACUAUUUCAAGAGCGGUGCGGGCAACGGUGCUAUUAACAAGACAAUUUGGGUGACAUACACCGAGUCCGGGAGUAGUAAAAUCUUGGGACAGAACCAAGAGGCCGGGAGGGAUCAGGGGCAUGCCAUGUUAGACUUUGCGCUACUAGGAGUGCUUGCUCAGCAGGCAUACAACCAGGGAAACGAUUUAUUUGGCUACCUGUCCAACAGAAUUUUGGCUGGAGCCGAAUACGCUGCCAAGUACAAUCUUGGUUUCGACGUUCCGUACACCACCUACGUUAACAGCGAUGUGACGCAGGCCACAAUCAGCAAUGCGAGCCGAGGUGAUGUCCGCCCGAUUUGGGAACUCAUCUAUGGCCAUUACGGCUCUCUCAAAGGUCUGAAUGCAUCUUGGUCGAAACAGUAUCGUGACCUAGUUGUGUCAAACGGAGGCGGAGCUGAGGGCGGUGGCGGAGACUAUGGCACAACCAGCGGUGGUUACGAUCAGCUUGGAUUUGGUACCCUUCUAUACCGGCUGGAAGCUUGA
Trichoderma atroviride IMI 206040 is the source of this 1221-nucleotide messenger RNA. RefSeq lists its product as uncharacterized. Lineage: Eukaryota; Fungi; Ascomycota; Sordariomycetes; Hypocreales; Hypocreaceae. The record is from RefSeq and is a predicted model, not a curated record. Gene Ontology annotation, cellular component: periplasmic space. Gene Ontology annotation, molecular function: lyase activity.